This is a messenger RNA of Armigeres subalbatus, 1266 nucleotides long. Its product is annotated as trafficking protein particle complex subunit 3-like. Gene Ontology annotation, molecular function: DNA-binding transcription factor activity, RNA polymerase II-specific; DNA binding. The record is from RefSeq and is a predicted model, not a curated record. Gene Ontology annotation, cellular component: cytosol; TRAPP complex; CCAAT-binding factor complex. Gene Ontology annotation, biological process: endoplasmic reticulum to Golgi vesicle-mediated transport; regulation of transcription by RNA polymerase II; intra-Golgi vesicle-mediated transport. The transcript is spliced from 2 exons. NCBI's taxonomy places the organism in Eukaryota, Metazoa, Arthropoda, Insecta, Diptera, Culicidae. Bases 238 to 1119 code for a protein of 293 amino acids.
UGCGUCCGCGUCGCCUUCUUACGACGUCUAAAUUAAAAAGUGAUGAUCAAUAAUAAUUUCUGAUUGCUGAUAAAGUUUAUAAUAUCGCAAAGUCCGUAAUUGUUAAUAAAAAACAUAAGAAUGUCUCGCCAAAACACGCGUCUAGACACGAAAAAAGUGUAUUUCUGCUAAGAGACCGAGAGUGAAAUUCAAUCAGUUAGUAAAGUUUUGUAGUGCUGUGGUGUGUGGUCAUAAAAUAUGCAACCAGAAGGGGCGGAUCGCAAACGAGAGGCUCCGAACAUAAUCAUCAAGAUGGAAGGAAACCAAGGUGGCACCGGUGCUGGUAGCAUUGGUAUCGGCGGGGGUGGUCCCAUACAAGUGCUACAGCUUAAUCAAGCACUGCAGGACCCUAGCAAUCAACAGAUGCUGUUGCAAUCUCUCCAGCAGUCACUAGGCGGAAGUCAAGUUGCCGGUGGUCAACCUGUCCAGGUGGUUCCAAUAUCAGCCCUCCCCGGGCAAGGAUUAAUGGUGCAAACGCAAGCCGUUCAACAGACGGCACAACCGCAAAUGCUGCAGUUCACCUUGGAUGGUUCGCAAACGUUUUUGUAUCAACCGGUUCAACUUCCGACGGAAUCCAUCCAUAAUGUCAACAUCAACGGGAACAUUGUCCAGAUUCCAAAUCAAGCAAUAACAACGGCAACCGGUACCACCGGUACUGCACCGGUGGUAAUGCUUGCAACGGCUCCGGACCAGAACGGUAUUGCCACCGUGCAAAGUCCAACCGUCUUUACCUCCGGUGCUACAGCAGCAGUUCAGCAAACCAACGUCUCAGCAGGCCAAAACAUACAAACCAGCGGAAUCAAAUUGGAACCUGGUGCCGCUGCCACGACUACGACUAGUGCGGCAGCAGUCGAAUCACUGCAGACCAUAGCGAGUGUGGAAUCGGAAGAGGAACCUCUGUACGUGAACGCCAAGCAGUACAAGCGGAUCCUGAAGCGACGGCAGGCAAGGGCCAAACUGGAGGCGCAGGGGAAGAUUCCCAAGGAGAGACCGAAGUAUUUGCACGAAUCACGCCACAAGCAUGCGAUGAAUCGUGUUCGCGGCGAGGGUGGACGAUUCCAUUCAAAAGACGGCGAAUGAAGAUUAUUUUUGAUCAGAUGUGUUUUGUGUUACUUUAAGUGUAGAAAGUACAGAAUAUAUGUGUAUUUUAAAACUUAUUUUGCCAUUCAAUUGUAGAAUUCUAUAUAAUUGACGUAUAGGAAUAAAAAUACAAAUUAACGCCUUCUA